Messenger RNA from Trichoplusia ni (cabbage looper), 6097 nucleotides. It is a transcript of the gene Mondo, whose product is annotated as carbohydrate-responsive element-binding protein. Gene Ontology annotation, molecular function: RNA polymerase II cis-regulatory region sequence-specific DNA binding; protein dimerization activity; DNA-binding transcription factor activity, RNA polymerase II-specific. The coding region runs from base 1599 to 4103 and encodes 834 amino acids. NCBI's taxonomy places the organism in Eukaryota, Metazoa, Arthropoda, Insecta, Lepidoptera, Noctuidae. Gene Ontology annotation, cellular component: nucleus. Gene Ontology annotation, biological process: regulation of transcription by RNA polymerase II. The transcript has 17 exons. The record is from RefSeq and is a predicted model, not a curated record.
UAUCUAUUUGAGGAUUAUAAACUUAAAAACAGCAAAACACAAUUAACUAAUUUUACGACAAUGAGUUAAUAUAUUGUUUAACCAACUAAUUACAUAUUGUUGAAAAAUAAGGUCGAAGCUUACUCACUACGAAUUGUCCUAGUGACUGAAUAUUAUAUGUUGGAACGUCUGUCAAAUGAGAUUAAUACGAUCAUUUUUUUUUAAAUAAUACAUUUUCAUGUUUGCUAAAAUGUAUCAAGGAGCCGAAAUAGCUUUAUUGUUGAUUACUUAUAUCAUGUGCAAAAAGAAGCAGCGGCAAUAUCAGCUUCAAAUAAGAUCUUUAUCUUUAAAAUGAACACAAAAUCAAUUAUCCAAAUUUCCUGUUCGAAAGACUUUUUACGAUUUUAACGACCACUGCAAGGAUUGUGGUCAACCUACUUUGAUAAAUGAAAAUAAUCAUAAUAAUAUGCAAAAGCGAAAGUAAUUGUGUCUAUCUGUUGGGUAUGCUUUCUCUGAAAAACUAUCAUGCCAUUCGAUAACUUCGUAAAAACGAAAGGAAAUUCACCUCUUUAUCCCAGUAGACAUAUCGAUAUCCCUAAGAAGAUAUAAAAUAACAUUAACAUUCCUAGAAAAAUAAUUAACUUACAAAAGGCUAUAGACGGUAGUAAAACUUAAGAGUUAGACCUAAAUUAUUAUACAAAGUUAUUUUUGCGAUUCCAAUUUAUUGCUCCUUUUCGUCGUCCAUGUCGAUGUACGUAUCAGAACAGCUUCUAAUACACAAAAUGUUGGCUUUCCAACUUUUGUUAAGCUAAGUUUGAUGUACCCAGGAUGACUUUACGUACCAUCCGGAACAUGGAUUUUGUCAGUCUAUGUCAUUAAUAACCAACCCAUCUCUUCCUUACUUUACAUAACAAUACCGAAGCUUACAAAAGAUUAUUGUUUAGUGAUGUCAAUUUAAUCCCGUAUCUCUGUUUCUCGAUAUAUGUAUGUAUAAAAUCUUUGUCGGUUAUAUUAGUUGUACGCCGAUAAAACGUGCUCAGGUGAUUGUAGAUCAUAUUGAAGUUUAAUCUUGUAAAGUUUAAUUUUAUCUAGUGUUAUAUGACUAUCUUGAAGCAGCAUACAUUCAUGGCGACACAGUAUUAGUUCUUCCGGUACAAUAUCUUCGUCUUUAACAAAUGUAUUGCUACAAAUUGUUCAUCUAAUUUACUUUCUGACUUAUAUUUAUACAAGUAGAAACUGUAGAUAAGAUAGGAUAUGUUCCCUUCUUAUCAAACUGUUAUUUGCAAUAAGCUUAAGAUCAUAUAUUGAUAGCGAUGCUGAUAACCAGCUUACCACUUGAUUGUCUGACAAUUUAUUUCCACUGUGCAGCACAGUUUUGUUAUAUUGUCUGUACUUUUGAAAAAUAUAUUUCUUAUUUUUUUCUAAUCAUGGAAGUUACAAAUUCGUUUAAUAUGAAGAUGAUUAUUAUUAGUUCUAGAACCUUUAUAGUUAAUAUUAGUGAGAAGUAUUUAUGUAACAUUAGUUUGUGACUACGUUUAGGUAUAUAGGAAGAGCAUGGUAUAAAACUACGGUGGAAGGACAAGAUUAGACUGAACAACGUCAUAUGGCGAUGCUGGCACAUGCAGUUCAUAAAGAAACAAAACACAUUGGUAUGCCAAUUCGCUUCCCCGUUAGAUGUUGACACACACGUAAAACCAGAGGCAACAAUAUUAGAAGGUAAAUACUGGAAACGUCGGGCCGAAGCUGUUAUUGCAGAAUAUAAAAAAUGGCGCAAGUUUCAUAUAAUGCGACUCCUUGGAAAGGGAGACACUUCCGUACAGGAUACGAUAUUGGACAUGGACACGGUGGAAUCGUUCUCGCAAUGCAGCGAUCUCGCGGGCAACAUGCUCACAGACGAAGACUAUCUCAACUUCAUGACUGACACGCUUUUCUCUACUAUCACCAACCAUCAACCCUUCGCGUUCCCAGAUUGUAGGGAAAUAGCUAGAGGAGCAAGUUUGGCGGACUUCAUACAACCCAGCUUAGGUCCCCUUCAACCGAAUCUUGAUGAUUUUAUGGACACAUUGGAACCACUUCAAGAUCUGUUGACCCCUAGAUUACCGCCAGUGCCUGAGGAAUCGCCGCUGCCGGCUGAAGACUCGAUGUAUCGCGGCGGCAUGGCCGUGGAGUCCUACACUCCUCACAGAUUUCUGACCGGGAGCCAAAGCAACACUACUGCCACAAUGCCUACCAGUCAAAUGUCUUUGCAUGGUAUGUCAUUCCCUUGUACAAAUAACAAUACUCAAAUGAUGAUGGCAGAACAAACUAUAAAGAAUGAGCAGCAGAUGGGAAUGUACGUUAACGGAAGGAUUUUCGCCCAGUCCGACCUCCAAAACAAUAUGAUUAAUGCUCAAGACAUGUGUUUGCCAUACCAGUCUAUCAGCUAUGAACAGCAAAACACCUCACAACCAGAUCAGCAAAUGCAUACAAACGUGUACGCGACGACGUCUCCCAGGUCACAAUAUGUUAAUACUCCUAAAAUCGUCUCGCAGUCAGAGCCUGUCUACAACAAAUACAACGCAGGUGUUCCACCAUCGCAAACUGCACCAGAAACAGUAUCAUUAUUACAGCAACCUGUACAAAAUUCUAAAUACGCCUCUACUAUAGUUAUUCAGGGGCGGAGCGGGUACAGCCGGGAGAAACCCAGGCAGAGGGUUUCUCAUUACACGAGCCAGGUUCCGCAGAACAAUCAAUAUCAGAGCUACGGGCAGGCGAUGAGCCAAGCGGGGCCGCCGGUGUCCCCGCAGGGCUAUGAGUCCCGCUCGGUCUCGCGACAGACUUCGCCGCAAAUGCAGUACUUGCAGCCAAGUCCUGCAGAAUCUUACAAGGCGAAGACAUCGUCUACGGUGAAUCCUCGCUCUUUUAAGAUGCCUUCUCCGCCGCUAGUGCCGGCCGCAACGCCCCAGCUGGCGAGCGGGGGCGCGGGGGGCGCGGGCGGGGGCGCGGUCCGCAACAAGGAGCAGUUCCGCUCGCACAGCCUGCCGCUGGGCGCACAGCUGAACCCCGACUGGAGCGUGAGCGCGCCCUCGCAGGCGCAGCCACUCGACGCGCCCGACACUAAGCACACGGCGAGGGCUCGCGAGUCGAACCCGGGUGGCAUUCGCAUUCGGUCACGUUCGACGUCGAGCGGCGUGGCAGAAGACGGGCAGGGCGGAGCGGGACCCGCGAGCGGCGCGGCGAGCGGCUCGGCGAGCGCGGCGCGCCGGCCGCCGCCGCUCAACAGCGUCGCCUCCGAGCCCACGCUGCCGCAAGCUAGCGUUAUGCUCGCGCAGCUGCUCUCAGCGCAACACUCGCAAAGUCUGUACAAGCUGAACAGUGAAGAGGGAACUAGUACAGAUCCCACCAGGUCGCCGAUCAGGAGGGCGCAGCCAUCGCCUAUCGGUAGCGAUGUCAUGUCACCUCAUCAAUCGCUGUCCCCGCCCACGUCGCCGGGCGGCACGUCGCCGCGCGCCGGCAGCCCGCGCGAGCCGCGCCGCACGCACCUGCACGCCGAGCAGAAGCGCCGCUACAACAUCAAGAACGGCUUCGACACGCUGCAGGCGCUCAUCCCGCACCUCAACACCAACCCCGCCGCCAAGAUAAGCAAAGCUGCAAUGCUACAAAAGGGCGCUGAGUACAUAAAGCAGCUGAAAGCCGAAAGGAAUCAAAUUAAAGAAGAGAUGGAGAGCUUGCGGCAACAAAUAGAAUGCUUGAACAAUUCUAUUACUAACUGCCACUCGUUGCUGCCGGCGACGGGUGCGCCCGUGUCGCGCGCGCGCUCGGGCCGCCUGCGAGAGAUGUUCGCGCGACACGUUGCCAACCGCACCAUGCACAACUGGAAGUAUUGGCUGUUUAGCGUGGUGAGCGCGGCGCUGGUGGAGUCGUUCAGCGCGUGCGUGUCGUGCAGCUCGGCCGCCGACCUCGUGCGGACCACGCUGCUGUGGGCCGAGCAACACUGCUCGCUCGUCGAGAUGCGCCCCGCGGUGCUGAACUCGCUGCGCGUGCUGUGCACGACGACGGACAUCCUGACGAGUCCGGAGCGGCUGCCCGAGGAGGCGCGCGCCGCCGUGGCCGCCAGCGCCGCCGUCAAGGCCGAGCCCACCUAACGCCCGCCCUGCUGCAGGUGGCGCUAGCAACACUACUCGUAUAGUACUACAUCAUACCAGCGUACCAAUUGUUGUCCACGAACUGUCAAUACCGUGAUAGACUAUCUUGGCGUACCACCGCAUGUUAUCGGGCGUCGUACUUAUAAAUAGAAUAUUUAUAAAAUUGUUAUAUUGUAUUAUGCGGAAUUUCCCGAUUUCUAUUACUUGUAUUGCUAAACUUAAACUUAAGUUUAGUUCAAUAUUUGCCGCUUGCCAAUUUAUACUGGGCGCCUUAAUUGUUAAUACUGAUCUCGACAAAUUAGUCUAAGAGAUUUCAUUACAAUAGUUUUGGGAACUAGAGUCCGCAGGAAUCCGGCACCUCACGUGUCGUUGAACAUAAUGUACAUAUAAAUAUCAAAAUAUUAAUCAACACAUUAUAUAAAACCGUUGUGAGUAUAAAAUGUCGCUGAUCAUGUCUUUGAACAUAUUUGCCUUAUUUAUUUUUGUUAAUUUUUCGGUCUGUUUAUAUAUUUGGUAGCACUUGUAUAAUUGUAUAUACAAUAACCCCAUAAUUUUUUUUGUAUAAUUGAAAUCAAGUUAGAUACGAGGUUUGGCUUAUGAAAUUGUUUGUUCGAAGUUUUUUUUUACAUGUAACCUGUCAAUACACACACAGGUUACAUAUAAAAUAUUCGUUUAAAUUAUAUCAGGUGGAUAGCUCCAACUAUAAUUACACAAUUUGGCGCACAGAAACGCAUCACACGCCUCUGUAAGUUAAAAUGCUGUACGUUGUAGCUAUUUCCCUGUAAAUUGUUAUUUCUUUAAAUUAUAUUUACUAAGAUUACUAAUCAAAAUUGUUGGUUCACCUUCAAUUAUUGUUAUAUGUGUAAAGCCUAUAUCACAUCUGGGCACAUCUUGUACGAUGACGUAUGUUUUCAUUAACAUUGUUUGUGACAAACAACGAACUAUUAUUGAAAUGUAACAAUCACAAUUAGAUAACAUUGUGAACAUCAAAAUCAAACUGUUAUUAUAUAACAGGAAUAAGUCCAAGUUUAAUGCGAAAUCCGGGCGAAACAGUGUCCAAUCACAAUUGAUGUGAAUCUUGCUGAAGUGUCCUAUGCUAGUGCCUUUUACGUGAUAGAUAAUUGUAAUGUACAUACAUAAUUAUAUGUCUGUCGCUAGUGAUGCUCGAAGAGUUGUACAUUUUGUACACUCACAGCUUGUACAAUCCGCCAUGUUGGGAUUUAUAAUCCUUCACUUUAUUGGGUUCCUUCUAAAAUAACAAUAUUGUUGCCCGACCUGAUGAUACCUCAGGUCCCCGGAGUGGCAGCUAGCUUCGCUGUCACUUAGUCAAUGAGGCAAGUAAAUCUAAUAAAUACGAAACGAUUUUACCAAAGAUUUAACACCCACAGAGUGCAUUCUUACGAGUGCGUAUUCCAGAUGUUACAUGUACAGUUCUUUACACGAAGUUUUAUAUUAAUGUAUCAUAUUUUUAAACAAAAAUUCAUAAAUUAAUAUGUUUGACUGUCAUUAUGAAAUGUAUAUAUUGCAUUUACUAUAUCAAUACAAUUUUUUCAAUGAGCUGACACAUAAUUUUUCGCUAUAUGAGGACCCGGAAACGGACCAUCCCGCCGACCCAGGGUCGCAUCCUGUAAAGGACUGUGCAUGUGCUUCCCUGUCCGAUAACCGUGAAUACCAAUGUAGUUCGUAAGUUAAAGAAAGAAUUUAUUGAACUUGUCGAGAUUUAAUUUAGAAUUGUCUAAGUGUAUUUACGUAAGUACUUGUAAGUAAAUAUUUUUAUAUUGUGUGAUAACACAAAUGUUUUUAUAUUACUAUAUAUAAAUCGGUGCCAACGUAAAUAUUGUUGUAAUUUGUUAUAUAGUGAUAAUUUUAUGAAGUAUCGUUGACUCUGGCAGCACGUUGUCGUCUAGCGUGGGUGCGCCUGCGCCGCGCUCGUGAGCUUUAAAUGAGGUUAAGUGCAAUUGUUGUUCUAUUGGAAAUACAAUCUGGAAACGAAA